AUGCCGAUGCUCGUCACCAUGAUGGCCGCCAAGCCGCAAGUCCGCGCCAGCGGCGCCGACGUCUUCCAAAAGGGGAAGAACUACGCGAACAUCCAAGAAGCCACGGCCGCCGGUCUCAUCGGUGCCUCCGCGCCGUUCCCGGAAGGGCUCGAUAUCCUCGGCUUCUGCAACGGUGUCGACGGCGCGACGCUGCAGCGAUACCGUGAGGCUGAAGUCGCGCACUCUCGCGUGUGCAUGCUCGCCACCGUCGGUUUCUUGGUCGGCGAACAAGUCGAGGGGUCCUCCUUCCUCUUCGACGCCCAAGUCACCGGCCCGGCGGUGAACCACUUCCAACAAGUGCCGCUUCCGUUCUGGUUCGCGAUCGGUUCCGUGAUCGCGAUCGCGGAGUCCGCGCGCGUGCAAGCGGGCUGGCAAGACCCGGGUCAAUCGGACAAGCUCUUCUUGCUCAAGGACGGCUACACCCCGGGCGACCUCUCGUUCGACCCGCUCGGACUCGGCAACGGCAAGUCCGCGGAAGAGCUCGACGCACUCCGCCUCAAGGAGCUGAACAACGGCCGCCUCGCGAUGAUCGCCAUCUCUGGUAUGGUUGCCCAAGAGCUUGUUGACGGCCUCAAUAUCCUCCCGGCCGACAUCGCCCUCGAACUUGGCAACGGUGACCUGCAAAAGAUGGAACAAGCGUGCGCUGGCAAGGUCGAUGAGGCCGCCUGCGCCAAGGCGUUCGAAGCGUCUUUGGAAGCCGCGUCCCGCAUGUAA
Molecule: messenger RNA, 753 nt
Organism: Ostreococcus tauri
Lineage: Eukaryota; Viridiplantae; Chlorophyta; Mamiellophyceae; Mamiellales; Bathycoccaceae
Product: Chlorophyll A-B binding protein, plant
Exons: 1
Coding region: 1-753 (250 amino acids)
Biological process (GO): photosynthesis, light harvesting in photosystem I; response to light stimulus
Cellular component (GO): membrane
Source: RefSeq, a predicted model, not a curated record